AUGUCCAAUAAUCCCGCUGCUGAGCACCCGGCUCAGUCAGACAAACCACCCACUGCACAAUCCGCUAUGGCCGUCGAAGAUCUAACGUCCCCAAAUACUCCAUCAGCGCCUCCUAGUCCUACGACCUCUGACAGUGACACUGCCCGACCCACAUUGGAUGGGACAACAUUGGCCUCCAGCGCAUACUCGCGCAGUGAGUCUAACUUUUCCGACCUCACGGAGGUCCCAUGGGAUGUUGGAUUAAGACGAGCUCUACAUCGUUUGGCGAUGAUGAGAAGUAAUAGCUACCCACCACUACCAGCUCCAAUUCCGAUGGCCGAGGAGCGCCCAUCGCCGGGAGCUUCAUCAGUUUGGUACAGCACCAACGAUGGCGGUCCAGUUUUUGCCACCUUCGAUGAAGAUGGCCAUCCGAUCCGGCCGGAAACCCCAACCGAGCGGCCGUUCAUUCGCCCUUCACUACCCAGCCCUUGGGGUUCACGACCAGCAUCGCGCGAAUCAUCGACCGAACGUCGCGGGGCGACAACUUACUGUCCAUUCGAGAUGGAAGAAGACUGGUUGGAAGGUGGUACUGGGUUCACUGUUCCGACUCCCCCUCGCCAAAUACCAGAAAAUCUCUACCCAGUAAGACGACCAAGACAGGAAAUUUAA
This is a messenger RNA of Puccinia triticina, 648 nucleotides long. RefSeq lists its product as uncharacterized. The transcript has 3 exons. The record is from RefSeq and is a predicted model, not a curated record. The coding region runs from base 1 to 648 and encodes 215 amino acids. Lineage: Eukaryota; Fungi; Basidiomycota; Pucciniomycetes; Pucciniales; Pucciniaceae.